This is a messenger RNA of Chara braunii, 1509 nucleotides long. Lineage: Eukaryota; Viridiplantae; Streptophyta; Charophyceae; Charales; Characeae. The record is from the annotation of a GenBank genome assembly.
GCCUGUGUUUUUUUUUUUCCGCCCUCACCACGUGGCCGGGACCAAGCGACAAGCCCUAGGAACAACCUACAAACCCUAGUGACAUAUGCAACAGCACCUCUCCCCCCCCCCNGAAGAGGGACUUGUCGUGCUUGACAACCGCAAGUACGUCAAGUGGGCAGAUGAUCUCGGAGAUGUAUCGAUGUUCCCUUCGAUGAAGGAGAAUGUGAAAGCAAGGAGAAUAAAGACGAGUAAAGGAAUGGAGCCGGUCAGGAGCCAGAGCAUCAAGAUAACCUUUGAGGGGGACAUGGCGACCACACCCAUAAGGGUGGCAGCCACCAAGUCGGCAAGAGGGUCUACAUCGAAGAAAACUGACACGGAUUACGUGAUGACGGAAAAGGACGGGCAGCGGAUCGAUGGCGAGGAGGUUAUCCUUUCGCCGCGAAAGCGGGGAGUGAAGAAGUUCUUAAUGAAGAGCUCGCUGGACGAGAUUGACACGGUAGAGCCAUUGAGGCGGGCCCUUCGGCAACCCAUGCAGUGCUCUAUUCUGGAGUACCUCGCGGCAUCGAAGCCGGCUCGUGAUGAGUUACAGAUGAUUACCCGGAAGACUCGCAUACCUCUAUCGGAGGAGGGUCAGCCCCCUAAGGCGGAAGCUUCUACAGUAGCAGUAACGGGGGUGACUGCCAGAGCGGAUCGCAUGGCGACAGCCCUUCUCGAUGGAAUGGAAGGUGUGCCUCCAGACAAGUUUUAUAUACUUGGUAGCGGGGCCGUGGAGACGAUUAUAAACGAGGAAGCGGUACUCGAUGCUGUGAUUGAUAACGGCAGUGAGGCUGUCAUCAUAGACGAGGACCUGGCGGUACAAGUUGGACUGGGCCUCGAUAGGUCAUACCUAUUCGAGAUAGAGACGGCUGAUGGGAGAAAGCAACGGAUCACUGGGGUUUGUCACAAGGCAGUCAUAGAGGUCCAAGGGGUGCGAGUGACCCUGCCUGUCUUUGCAGUCAAGAACUGCAGCUCCGACCUGCUCUUCGGUCGAACGUGGCUCAGCCACGUGCAUGCGGUGACGAUAGAGCGACCUGAUAGGAGUCAAACAUCGUCCAUUAAGAAGCCAGACGGGACGCGGGUAAUGAUUGAGACAGUGGAGCCUCGGGACCCGAGGAACAGAGCAGCUCUCGCUGUGGGUGCAAGACCCAGUGAUCAGAUAAAGUCGUUGCCUAUCUCCAGCUGCGCAGUGCGAUUUCGCGAGAAGAAAUAUGGGUCACUGCUCACAGAGGAAGAAGGUCGGAUGGUGGAGGUGGAAGACUUAGGGAGUCGGCUAAUAGUGGAUGGCAACUCGUACCCAAAGGGGAAAGAUGAGGAAUUUGGCGGUGUGGUAUCYGUGUCUUUUUUAAGGGCACGGCCCCCUAUGGGGGGCUACCCAAGCGACACAAACGAGUAGCUCAAAAAGUUAAGCCAGCGGCGGUGGGCCGCGAACGAUCUGCACUAGAAGGGAUAUUGGAAGAAGAGAUCGCAAAAUAAAUCAAAGAAAGAAAG